This is a messenger RNA of Anguilla rostrata (American eel), 3742 nucleotides long. Its product is annotated as vesicular inhibitory amino acid transporter-like. Gene Ontology annotation, molecular function: L-amino acid transmembrane transporter activity. Gene Ontology annotation, biological process: amino acid transmembrane transport. NCBI's taxonomy places the organism in Eukaryota, Metazoa, Chordata, Actinopteri, Anguilliformes, Anguillidae. The record is from RefSeq and is a predicted model, not a curated record. The coding region runs from base 584 to 2164 and encodes 526 amino acids. Gene Ontology annotation, cellular component: vacuolar membrane. The transcript is spliced from 2 exons.
AUAGGGGCUGGACACUUGCUGCGCGAGCCUGAUGAAUCCUCGCAUUGGCGGGCUGAUGGUGACACGUGCCUCCCCUGCCCCCACCCGCGGGCUCCCUUGUACCGCAUUGGCAUCAGAAUCAACUGAACCCAAGCGGUGGAAGGGCUGCCUCCACUAUUCGACAAUCGUGGACAACCAUUUUUAAAAAUUAGAAAAACAAAAAAUAAUCAACAACAAGAAAGAACAAAUCCGACUGAGGCUUGCAAAAUGCGCGUUUUUCUCGUACCGUCGCUGUUCAGAGAUUAACUAUUGCAAAUUUAAACGAAGUCAUCUUGCUGUCUCUUUCCUGAAACAGACGACGGCGCAAACAAGAUGCAGGAAUCAAGAGGCGAUAUCUGAAGGUGACAUGAACCACAGGAUAAUCUGGACCAGCAGGCGCACUUUACAGACCGACUGCAGAUAACAACCGAAGACCGAGUCUAAAAGAUCAUUCCCCUCCGUGUGCUUUUAUUCGGCUUAGUCUUGCGUUCGCACGCCCCCCUGUUUGAAGUAACAGCACACCCCACUUUAAGUUCCCACAGAACCUUUAUAUUGUGAAGCAACCAUGGCCACUUUAAUCCGAAAUAAGAUUUCCAACGCGGCAACUUCUGUGUCCAACAAAUCACAGGCGAAGGUCAGCGGGGUGUUCGCUAAAAUGGGGUUCCAGGCCGCGACUGACGAGGAGGGUUUGGGGUUCGUUGCCUGUGACGAUCUGGAUUAUGAGUACAGACAGGGGAUGCAGAUGGACAUUCUCAGUACAGAAGGGGCCGGUGGAGACGGCGGCGGGGAAGGCGGGGGCGACGGCCUGGCCGAAGGUGACAGCCAUUAUCAGAGAGACGGGACCGGUCCUCCGCCCUCCUCUUCCAAAGACGGCGGAGUGUGCGCCGAGUUGGGAGGGCAAGACAGGCCAAAAAUUACUGCCUGGGAAGCGGGCUGGAACGUCACCAAUGCCAUUCAGGGCAUGUUUGUCCUUGGGUUGCCGUACGCUAUCCUGCACGGCGGGUACCUGGGGCUCUUCCUCAUCAUCUUCGCGGCGGUGGUGUGCUGCUACACGGGGAAGAUCCUGAUCGCGUGCCUGUAUGAGGAGAACGAGGACGGCGAGCUGGUGCGCGUCCGGGACACCUACGUGGACAUCGCCAACGCCUGCUGCGCGCCGCGCUUCCCCGCGCUGGGCGGCCACGUGGUCAACGUGGCGCAGAUCAUCGAGCUGGUGAUGACCUGCAUCCUGUACGUGGUGGUGAGCGGAAACCUGAUGUACAACAGCUUCCCCAGCCUGCCCGUGUCCCAGAAGGCCUGGUCCAUCAUUGCCACCGCCGCCCUGCUGCCCUGCGCCUUCCUCAAGAACCUGAAGGCCGUGUCCAAGUUCAGCCUGCUCUGCACGCUCGCCCACUUCGUCAUCAACGUCCUGGUGAUCGCCUACUGCCUGUCCCGCGCGCGCGACUGGGCCUGGGACAAGGUCAAGUUCUACAUCGACGUCAAGAAGUUCCCCAUCUCCAUCGGCAUCAUCGUGUUCAGCUACACGUCGCAGAUCUUCCUGCCCUCGCUGGAGGGGAACAUGCAGAAGCCCAGCGAGUUCCACUGCAUGAUGAACUGGACCCACAUCGCCGCCUGCAUCCUCAAGGGCCUCUUCGCGCUGGUGGCGUACCUGACCUGGGCCGACACCACCAAGGAGGUGAUCACGGACAACCUGCCGUCCACCAUCCGGGCCGUGGUCAACCUGUUCCUGGUGUCCAAGGCGCUGCUCUCGUACCCGCUGCCCUUCUUCGCCGCGGUGGAGGUGCUGGAGAAGUCGCUCUUUCAGGGCAGCGGGCGCAUGACGUUCCCGGACUGCUACGGGGGCGACGGGCGGCUGAAGUCGUGGGGGCUGGGCCUCCGGUGCGCCCUGGUGGUGUUCACCCUGCUCAUGGCCGUCUAUGUCCCGCACUUCGCCCUGCUGAUGGGGCUGACUGGCAGCCUGACCGGCGCCGGGCUCUGCUUCCUGCUGCCCAGUCUCUUUCAUCUGAAGCUGCUGUGGAGGAAGCUGAUGUGGCACCAGGUGUUCUUCGACGUGUCCAUAUUCGUAAUAGGAGGCAUCUGCAGCAUCUCCGGCUUCAUCCACUCCACGGAGGGGCUCAUAGAGGCGUACAAAUACAACAUUCACGACUGAGGACUCGGUGGAUACGGAAGCGUUGGCCCACCUGCCCGGUCUCAUUCUUCGCUGACGUCACUGCUGUAGGCGCGCGCUGCUCACAUGUUCUAGAACUGCCCGCAUACAAAACACACACGCGCACUUCACGGGCACGCUAAAAAACAAAUGUAAAAAUAAAAAAAUAAAAAAGAGAGAGAGAGAAAAACACAUCCAUACCCAAACCAGGAGGGACCUGAUACACACAUGAGCAAGGGUUCACGCGCAUAUUUUAUCGUGGAAUGAAAGUUUACCAGUCCAAUCAACCGAACAAAACAAAAAGGCAACCGAAUAAUUAGUCUAUAUGUGACUGAAUAUCUGAAAUAAUUUCUUUUUUUACAUAUCAUUUGAAUAUAUGCCGUUGUGGCGGUGGUUGGGAAUAAAAGAGAACAUUUGUGUGCAUAACACGGAAAAAUGUUCAGUGUUAAAUCAACUCUUACAGAGUACACGUGGUCCCAAUUGGACUGAAAUUUACUCUAUUAGAGCUGAAUUAACACUGGACACUUUAUUGUGAAAUAGCCUAUAUUUCAGUUAUUCUCCGAAACUUGCAAUAUUUUCAAAAGCAUAUCAAAGGCACAAUGAAUUCCAGGGCACAAUAAUGGCCGGUAUCUUCAGCGUUCAAAAAGAUACUGCCGCAGAUUCAAGGCUGUUGUUUAUAGAAAAGCAACAAUAUAAUUUAUUUUAAACGAAUACAUAUUUUAGACGGCUGCACUGUUUGUAAAUAGGAAUAAAGGUAAUGAAAAACGUAUAUUUAUCUGGUUAUGUGCAUUGCUGAAUUAUCUGCUUCGGACAGAAAAUAUCGCAAAAUAAAAUAAGUGAGCGAUUCUCUGUGCAAACACCCGGUUAUGUAAAGAAUAAUUAUAAAAGGGUUGCGUACAGAACUUCACGGGGCACAAUUGCUCAAUGAAAAGAAAAAUAGUACGGACGCGUGUCAUGUAUUCCCAGCAUUUGAAAUCCAAAAAGAACAUCGAAGCGGCUCAAAAUCGAAUAUAAUAUUGAAACUACGAACACAGACCAGAUAAACCGUAAAGUUUAUUUCAUGCUGAGGAAACGCUGCUGCGACCAAAUUAGCCCUAAAAUUGGUCCAUACAGCUGACAUUCGGUAUGCCAAACAUUGCACGCGCCAAGUAAGCACAGAAUCCCAUCCAGCCCCGCCGAGAACUAAAGACACAGCCCCAACUGCAUUUGUGACAAAAACUGUUACGGUGACAUGAAAACUGACUCUCCUCUCCGGUUACUCGCUUACUCACAUCGUUUCUUUUUCUGUUUUUUCAAAAUCAACCCCUCGCGCUCAGCGAGGAAAACAAUAAGAGUCCUUUGUGGUUUGGCAUCCUAAUGUCCGACUUUUACGUUCUAAAGAGUGUUUUUUAUAUUUAUUUAAAAAAGAAAAGAAUAAAGAAACGUGCAUCCAUUUCAUUCUGUGCAAUCCAACGGGUGCUGUUGAAAUGUUAUAAAACCGUAUGUGUAGUGUUAUUGUGGUUUCAAAAGAUGGAAUGUGUAUAACAAAUGAUCUCUCGUGAAAAUAAAUAUAUUGAAGAAUAAAGAAAUACGUAAAAAUAA